Molecule: messenger RNA, 2158 nt
Organism: Sorex araneus (European shrew)
Lineage: Eukaryota; Metazoa; Chordata; Mammalia; Eulipotyphla; Soricidae
Product: apolipoprotein L2-like
Exons: 4
Coding region: 386-1336 (316 amino acids)
Biological process (GO): lipoprotein metabolic process; lipid transport
Cellular component (GO): extracellular region; membrane
Molecular function (GO): lipid binding
Source: RefSeq, a predicted model, not a curated record
GGAGUUUUCCAUGGUCUCUCCCUGCUGUUCCUGCCCCAAGUCCCAGUUUAGCUGAGAGACUCUGAGAAGCCCGUGGUCUGGGGCAGGGCGCAGUGCGGGGAGGAGCAGGGGGUGCUUUUUCAUCAACAGUCUGUGGGGGGUUUCUGUGUGCUCAGAUUACAGCGCUUUCCACUUGUGGUUUCCUUCUCCAGGACCAGCUCUAAAAGGGGCCGUGAACAGGGGCUGGGGCAGAUAGAGCAACACGGCCGGGACACACAGCUGAGAGCUGCUUUGCAAGAGGACAGGGUCCCACGCUGAGAGGCAGAUUCCUCGGGUGAAGCUUCAGCUCUGCCCACCUAAAGGAAGACCACCGAGUGAGGGUGACACAGUGAGAUCUGCAGGCGCCAUGAAUGCAGAGAGCAGCAACUUUGUAGAGGAUGCCAUCUACUAUAUCCUCAAUGCACUGGACAAGGAGGACCUGAAGAGCCUGCUGAGUAAAGAUGAAGAGUGGGAGAAAUUUGUCACUGACACUGAGUUGUCCAGGGAGGAAGCACAGGCGAUGCGUGAAGGUCUGAAGAAUCAGAAAACAGCCACAGGCGUGGAAUUCAAAGAGAUGCCCCAGUAUGGGCUGGAGUACAGGGAGAGGUUUUUGAAAACUUACCCUGAGGUUAAAGAGGAAGUUGAGAAGCUCAUAGCUCAGUUCCAUGCACUUACAGACAGUGCCAUGCAGGUCCACAGGGAUACCAUCAUCCCCGACCUGAUAAUCCACAUUAGUGGCCUCACAAACAGAAUCCUGUGUAUUGUACAGACAGGUCUAGAUCCCUUAAUGACAGGGGUUAGCUUGGCACUGACAACAACGAGGCUGGGCUUGGGGGUUGCAGCAGUUGGCAAGACUGGAAUCACUACUGAAGUGAAAUUUGGUGAAAUGUCAUCAAUAGGAAGUGAGGCCAAGCACCUGGGAUCCUCUGGGCUCAAGGUAGACGAGUUGUUUCUGGGAGUUGUCAACAACAGUCCCAACAGAAUAGCCACUGCUGUCAGCAGCAGGAAUCGUGUUGCGAGGCACAUUCGUGUUGUGAGGAGUACUCAAUGUCGUCCAUUAGCCGAGGAGAAUGCAACGGAAAGCAACAACGUGCUAGGGAACAUGUUUGGAAGCAUUUUAAGGGGAAUGAGUGAGGGAGACCGGUUCUGCUUUGGGGCCAACACAGACUUCUCCCUCCUGGUGGAGAUCCACAGCCUUACACAAGAGUUACUGAUCUUGCUGAACAACCCAAAGUCAGCAGAGAUACUGAAGCAGCGGGUCCCGGUGCUGGAGUCGAUAUUAGAGGAGCUCAAGCAGGUGUAUGAGAGGCUGCAGUAGGGCCUGACGCCCCAGAGCAGGGCCAGGAGUGGGGCUGAGGUGGGAAGAGACAUUGCUAAAAAGAAAACGAAGGUGGGAUCGAGGUUGUGGAAAUCAGGGUGAAGGAAUUGACAUUUCAGUCGCUGAGCCCAGCAAGAGAAAGAAUUUGCCGGAGGCUUUGUUCAAAGCCAAGGCAGAAAUACGGGGUCUGGAUUAGGGAUGGGAAGGAGAUGAAAUCUUUAAAUCUUAAAAAGACCAGGGUGGGGCAUGAAGAAAUAGAUCAAGCAAUGAAAAUGGCAGCAUAGUAAAGAGGUUAAAAAAAAUGAGUGACAACUGCAGGGGUAGGUAUGAGAAAACAGGAGCAGCAAGGUUGACUCUUCCCCGAUUUUAUGCCCAGCUAGAAGGAUUUCACGUCCUCCUGGUGUCUCAGCUCUGCCUUUGUAUCAACUCACUCUUCGCUUUUUUAUUUUUGUUUUUUUUUUAAGCACAGUUAGAAAAUUUGAUAAUAACCGAUUCACUCGUCACACAUUUCAGGGGUCCUCGCUAGGAAAUUUUUCUUUUGUUCACUAUUCACUGCUUCUAGUCUAAGUAGGAUUUGAUGUUCUUUUUGACGCUGGCGGGGCAGCAGAGCUCCGUCCUCCUUUCGUUGGAAAAUCAGUAAUGCUCAUUGGACUCUGGGCAUGAAAGAGGCCAGGAAAGUCCAGUAAAAUCCCAAAGGCGAGUGGGAACAGUGAUUGGUUUGAAAAUAAGGUAGAAGGAGCUACAAAACUGCACAAGUCAAGAAAUGUGAUAUAUUAAGAUCCUGGGGUUUGCGGUGUAGGGCCUCCAACUUUCAGAACCUCA